Messenger RNA from Calliphora vicina (urban bluebottle blowfly), 1473 nucleotides. RefSeq names its product TATA binding protein (gene Tbp). The record is from RefSeq and is a predicted model, not a curated record. Gene Ontology annotation, molecular function: RNA polymerase II general transcription initiation factor activity; DNA binding. Gene Ontology annotation, biological process: DNA-templated transcription initiation. The coding region runs from base 333 to 1406 and encodes 357 amino acids. Lineage: Eukaryota; Metazoa; Arthropoda; Insecta; Diptera; Calliphoridae. The transcript is spliced from 3 exons.
CAUUUGAGAAAUUGUUGAUUUCCGAAAUCAAUAGAGGAAUUUUCCAUUAAAGUAUAGAAAUUUACGCAAAAAGUUUACUUAAAUAAUAAACAAGAUUAAAAAAAUAUGUUUAGCAGCUAAAAAAAAUAUAAACUUAUUUGUGUCUACUGUUUAGUCUGAGUGAAAUCCUAGUGUAAUUUUUUGUGGUGGCAAGACAAUUGCAUUGCGUCUGCUUCCAUACACAAGCGGGCAAGCUGCCGCCAAACGUAGUUAUUUUUUUUUUGUCUAAUAUACAGUUAAAGACAAUUGGGUUACGAAAUUUGUAAACAGUUAAACAAUACAGCAGCACAAACAUGGAUCAAAUGUUGAGUCCAGGGUUUUCCAUACCCAGUAUUGGAACACCUCUGCAUCAGAUGGACCCCGAUCAACAGAUAGUGGCCAAUCCUGUGUACCAUCCAUCGGCUAUGAAUCAACAACACAAUAAUCAUGAUAUGAACACUAAUGGAGCACACAAUCCAAAUGUGUCGUCCAAUAAUAUGUAUGGUCAUGAUUUAAGUCACAUUAUGGGUGGAAAUUCGCCGGCACCUGGCUCGAAUACACCAAAUAUGGGACAACAUCCUACAUUGCCAGUACCUCAUAAACAGAUGCAAUCAUAUCAACCCUCAUAUCAAAGCUCAAUGGCGUCUACCAUGGGAACACAAAAUAAUGUGAGUGGCGGGAGUACGGGAGCGGCACCGCAAUCGCUAAUGCAACCACAGACACCCCAAAGUCUUAUGUCGCCCAUGGUGCCGAUGAGUGAUAGAACUGAUAAUUUAAGCAAUAUACAUCAAACUAUGGGCCCGGCGACGCCAAUGACACCCAUGACUCCGGGUUCGGCGGAUCCAGGAAUUGUACCACAACUACAAAAUAUUGUUUCCACUGUUAAUUUAUGCUGUAAGCUGGAUUUAAAAAAGAUUGCUUUACAUGCCCGUAAUGCCGAAUACAAUCCCAAACGUUUUGCUGCGGUUAUAAUGCGUAUUCGUGAACCUCGUACCACAGCUUUGAUAUUCUCCUCAGGUAAAAUGGUGUGUACUGGGGCGAAGAGUGAAGAUGAUUCACGUUUGGCCGCCCGUAAAUACGCCAGAAUUAUACAGAAAUUGGGUUUUCCGGCCAAAUUCCUCGAUUUUAAAAUCCAAAAUAUGGUUGGCUCUUGUGAUGUUAAAUUUCCUAUACGUUUGGAGGGUCUGGUACUUACCCAUUGUAAUUUCUCUUCGUAUGAACCUGAACUGUUUCCUGGUCUUAUCUAUCGUAUGGUACGUCCACGUAUUGUCCUACUAAUAUUCGUUUCUGGCAAAGUUGUAUUAACGGGAGCCAAAGUACGCGGAGAAAUCUAUGAGGCAUUUGAUAAGAUAUUUCCUAUUUUGAAAAAGUUUAAGAAACAAUCUUAACAAAAUACGUUUGUUACAAAUUGCUAUUGUAGCAAUACAAAAAAGAAGCUUUAUUUCUUUUUAAUAA